Strongylocentrotus purpuratus (purple sea urchin) is the source of this 8583-nucleotide messenger RNA. RefSeq lists its product as uncharacterized. Gene Ontology annotation, molecular function: ATP binding; protein binding; transmembrane receptor protein tyrosine kinase activity. Gene Ontology annotation, cellular component: basal plasma membrane; signaling receptor complex. The transcript has 17 exons. Gene Ontology annotation, biological process: protein phosphorylation; multicellular organism development; cell surface receptor protein tyrosine kinase signaling pathway. The record is from RefSeq and is a predicted model, not a curated record. Lineage: Eukaryota; Metazoa; Echinodermata; Echinoidea; Camarodonta; Strongylocentrotidae. Bases 1045 to 6249 code for a protein of 1734 amino acids.
GUGCAUAGUCCUGCAAGCACGUACACACACACACGUAACACACAAAUGUGUGGGAUGGGCUUACAGCUAGUGAAUGGAUAGAAAGGAACCGCAUGCAAUGAUCAUCACCAGCUCUACACUACUUGAAUAGUAAGGAGAGUAGAGCCUGAAGAGAGAAGAAGUACGCAUCGGACUCUGAGCGCCAGACACCGACGGACGAGUGCUCAUUCGAAUCCUCUUUGGAAUACCUGGCACAAUCGGUGCACUGUUCGUGUGCCCUCCAGCGCGGAAUCUGUGGCCUCGUUUUUGGUUGUGACUGACAAGCUGUCUUGUGUUUACAGCCCUCCCACUUUUAUACUUCUCUUGAACGAUUGGUGCUUGUUGUGGUUUUUCUGCUUUGUGACACAGGGAAUACCCAUUCCACAGACCUGACUCAAGUCCCCUCUAUCACAUAUUACUGAAGGUACAUGUACAGUGUAUACCUGACCCCCCCCCCCCCAUCUGACUGUUGCUGCAUUUGAUAGCGUUAACUGCGACAUUCGUUUCGGACAGUUACAGGGCAUACCGAUAGGAUCACUCACUAAAAGCCUCCUCUGCUACUCCGUGGGAAGGAUGACUGAGCGGACAAUUCUUGGUAUGAGUACACCAUGCUGACGAAACAAGGAUCAGCUGUCAGGGGUUAUUACCAUUGAUAAAUCACAUAGGCAUGCAGGACUUGAGUGGGAGAGCUGGAUGACCACACCAACUUUAAAACUGAAUUCAUUUUGAGUUUCUAUUUUGAAUGAGUGCUGAUGCUACUCAACUUGCUCAUCUCGCAUUAUCAUCAAGUGGACAAGUUCUGGAAGAACAGUAUUCCUGACCAGUCCAGAUUUCUUUCACAUUUUGUAAAGUUCACCUUUUGAUUCACUUUGUAGAAGUUAGGAGAGUUUGGUAGAAUUCAUUCACAUUCAUAACCUGAUACUCUGGUAUGCUGAAGUGAGACCUGAGGAAUUAUUUGUUUGAAUUGGAUCUUUAGCAUCUUUCUGGAUUCUUUUAUUGGAUUUAAAACCCCUCAUUAUUAGCACAAUGGAGAGUUCUGGAAGGGGCUCAUUCUUUUCCAAAAGCAAGAAGGGAGGCAAAAAUGUGACAAAGCCCCCACCGCCCCUCUCCAGAAUGACUGCCCCCGGACCAGGGGGCCCACCUAGUGGAGGGCACAUCAUCCCAGCUACAGACAUCAACAUCCUGGACAAAGAGCUAGGUCGGGGAGAGUUUGGCAAGGUCAUGCAGGGGGUAUGGAGCAACAGAGAAGGCAACCAGAUCCCAGUUGCAGUGAAAUGUUUGAGCCCUGAGAAGCUAAGUUUGGACAAAUGUCAGCAAGACUUCCUCAAAGAAGCUGCCAUUAUGCACUCACUCAACCAUGAGCACCUUGUCAAGUUAUAUGGAGUCGUCUUAGAUGUGGAUAGCUCGCUCAUGUUGGUCACAGAAUUUGCCCCACUGAGAUCACUAGCAGAGAACAUGAAACAGGAGGCCCUGAAACCAGCAUUCCCCAUCACUCUCCUACUAGAUUUCUCUGUUCAGAUCACCGAUGCAAUGAGAUAUCUUCACAUGUCAAACAUCAUUCACAGAGACCUGGCUGCAAGGAAUAUCCUGCUCUUUGUCGAUGAUGAGGGUAACAAGAAAGCCAAGAUCAGUGACUUUGGUCUAUCAAGAAGGUUAUUACUAGGAGAGAACUAUCGCAGCGAAAUGAGACCAAACCUCAAGCUACCUCUAGCAUGGAUGCCUGUAGAAUCCCUGACCAAACUCACAUUCACCAAGGCCAGUGAUGUCUGGAGCUUUGGAGUCACCAUGUGGGAAAUGUUCUCCUAUGGAAGGAAACCUUUUGCACAUUUAUCAGGAGAAGAGAUCCUAAAAACGAUAGACAAGCCCAGGUUGGAGCGGUUAGAGAGACCAGAAGCCUGUCCGCUGAAGAUCUAUGAGCUUAUGUUAAGGUGCUGGACUCACGAGCCAGAAAGCAGAAUGUCAUUCGCUGAACUCCACGAGGAACUGCCAAAAGCAAGACCAAUGCAAGUGAAAACCCUUGUCAACUACGUAGCAUUACAUCCUGAAGAGCUGACCUUCAGAGCAGAGGACAUCCUCUCGGUAGUCGAAGCAAAUGACGACACUGGUGUGUGGAAGGGCAUAAACCCGAUGGGAAAGAUCGGUUACUUCCAACGCGUGGAUACGGUUGCCCUCGGCAACAGUCAGAUGGGAAAAUUGAAGAGGUGGAGAAGCGGGAGGUCAUCCAAAACAGAAAACAGAAGAAGCAUAUUGUAUGCAUCACAACGACCAAAACGACAGAGCUGGCAUGGCCAUGGUAAGCUGUCGUUAGAAGACAUCAGCAAGCCCAAAGACUACAAACACAUCUUCCAUGUAGGCGUCGACGGAAAGGUCGAAGGUGACCCAACGUUUGGGGGUGACUAUCGCAAUAUACCAAAGACAGAUGAGGAGGACGAGGAAGAGGGUUCCAGCCCAUCAAGGUCAUCAUCAACAUCAGGACGAUCUGAUUCUAAAUCUUCCACACCUUCAAAAUCGCCAAACAAGUCCAAAAAGAACAACAAGAAGAACAUUUCCGCUCCCGUGAUUGAACUCUCAAAAGACACUAUCCUUCCACCACCAAACGGUUUUGAUUCGGGUUCUACGGUUAGCGUACCGGAUGUGGUACCGUCCGUAACGCAACAGGUGUCUAGUGCUCCACCGCCCAUCCCGCGACAGCCACCGCAGAAGCCACAGCCACUGCAGAAAGUGCAGAAGGCGCCCAUCGCGGUGCUCGCGGAACCAGAGGUCACCUUCACCAACGGUACCAGCUCAACCUUCAAACAAGAUCGCAGAGAAGAAAAGAAAGAUGGAGAUUUGUCUCUUACACCGUCGUUUGACAUGGGCUCUCUGCUUGAUGACAUGAUGUCCGUCUGGGACUCUGCUAAACUCAACCUCAGUUUCAGUGACGACCUAGAACCCACCCCUGAAGAAGAACCGGACGACUUCAUGGAGGAAGAGGACUCCCUGUUGGAAGGUGAGGAAAAUGCGUUUUGUAACGGCAAUAGUAGUUUGUCACCUCCCACUCUCAGUGUAGGAACGGUGAACCCAGUGGCGAUGGAAGCGGUGGUCGUGGCGAAUGACGUAGAGGUAGCGGAGGAGGAGGCGGGAGCGGUGAAUGAGGCGCAGGAGGAGGCGGAGCUUGGCGCAGUAGGCGGGGUUAGUGCUGCCGGGGUUUCUAACACGGGUAAAAGCGCAGAGGGUAGUAUUCUUUCGGGGAAUAUCAUCAUCAAGGAUAGCAUGACAAAACCGACAAAGACAUUCCGCAAGGUACCGCGUCAAACUGAGGAAGGGGAAGUGAAUGAGGGUGUGGCUAAACCAGAGAUUCGGCCCCAGGAACAGAGCCAAGCGCCGAGAAGCAGACCGGGUAUGGAUAUGAACAUUGCGAGGCAGAUGUCGCGUGAAAAGCGAUGGGAUAAUGAGUUCAAACGAUUGUCAUCGUCCCCUAAGGACAAGUCUUCUGAUAACGAGUAUAUUGACACUAAAACAAUGAAUCAGAAGGUUGAUAAUUCAAGUGAGGAGUAUGAAGAAUUGGCCUUAGCUUCCUCCCCACAGCCUUAUACCCUGAGAGACAACGUAUUGGACAGUGCUAACGUUAUGAGAGUGCCUCGCUUUAACGAUGUCUCGCGAAGCGUCAGUCUGCGUACCACCAGACCUGGCACAGACCAUUCUGACUCUCGAGUUGAAGUUGACCUGAAUAGGAGUCGCAGCCUUCGUGAACCGCCCGUGUCCCCGUUAGGUCAGCAAGCAUACGAUAGUCUGGUGGGUGGGAAUAUAUCGGGUAACCUGCGUAGGAAGCGUCCCGAUGCUCCGGAGAGGAAGCCACCCGUGGUUCCUCCUAAGCCAGCACCCAAACCACCGAGCCGCGUUAAAGCCCCUGAUGUCUCGGGAGAGGGGAGGUUCCGCAAUGGCGAGGCUAGACUCUCGGGGUCAAGCUCUCAGCGCAGUUACAGCGGUACCUCUAGUGAUGAUGGUAUGUCUGAAGACAAUCCCAACAUUCAGGUUACAUCAGGAGAUAUCGCUGGGAAGAGUGGUGCCGUAGCAUCCCUUAGGCAACGCUUUAACACCAACCAAACGGAAGAUACACCACCCAGACCCCCUCCACGCGAACCAACAGACACCAAAGUAAGCUCAUUCUCGGGUGUGAGGCUGAGGCGACGCGAACAAACAAAUGGUACGAAUGAAAACUUUUAUGCGUCGGAGCCUGACAACAACAACGCGAGCCCAAAAUUCAGUUCUACUACCCUCCAAAACCUUGAGCAGCACAUGCCCCGCCGAGUGCGUCGCUCCGUCGGUGAGGACCGCAUCAAGAGAAGGAACUCCAGCGAUGCCAGUGACUCUGACACUGAUGUUGCUAAGACGCGUACCGACCGUGUCUGGAGCACAUCAAGCCAUGCGGCCUCAGAGGGGGAUAGCUCUUCAGACGAGACGGUCGGCUCCAAUCGUCUCUCAACCUCUAGCACCGAGAGAAGCUCUUACUCAGAAACCCAGAGCAGCAGCGGUUACAAAUCUCCACCGCGAUCACUCUACGAUCUCCCAGAGGAUCAGACUAACAGCACCAGUAGCCGAGCAGACCAACCUUCACUAUCAUCUGAAGACCCCCUGAGCAUGGAUCAUAGACCACCCCCUUUGCCCCCUCGAGUCGCCACGGACUCCACUACCACCACCACCACCCACCGUAAGGCCCCCGAUAGACCCCCUUCUGGAGGCAGAGAUGCCCAUUGGACACGCCCACCGGAAGCAGGGGGGCACAAUGGCGAUAUCCCCCAGAAUGCAGUGCCCCCACCUCGCCCGGUACGAUAUGAUAUCUACGACCGGCUGCCGCGAAGCAGGACAGUCGAUUUGGGUGAGCAUGCGUUGGACUCCCAGAAGCGAGCCACUCGGCCAGACUAUGAUGUGUUACCUGUGCGCAGACCGGUUUGGAAUCAGAACAAGAGCUAUUCCAUGGAUGGAGAGGAUAGUGAUGACUAUAUGGUAGGCUCGGCAGCCAGUUUGAGACAAUUGCUGAGACAGCCUAAUGUAUCUAGUAAUGAAAAUGUGAAUAAUAAUCAUGAUGAGAUUGACAGUGAUGCGGAUAACUUGGAAGAUAUGCCAGACAUGUCGCCCCCUCCUGUUCCAACUACCCGCAAAUCAUUCAUUGAUAGCACGUAUGGUGAAAGUCCUUUUGUGCAACGCUCGGUAACGCCGGACACUAGUGUAGCCCCAGUGCAGAGACACUCGAUACGUGAACCCGAGUAUGUUAUGAUGAAACCGCAAUCGGUUCAAGACUUGAAGCGUGAAUACACGCAGCUUUCUUCAGCGGACAGUGACUACGCUGUUCCGAUCAAUCAUAAACAUACUAGCCCAAAUAAUAAUUCCAGUCCAAUUCAAAACAAUGCUGCCAACGCCCGUUAUCUUUCUGAUAAAGACAAAGCCAUCUAUCUCUUAAUGCACCCUAAACGUUCAUCAACCCAACAAAGCAACAAUUCUAGCCAUAGUUUCACCAGGACAAAGAGUGCCCAUCUGGUGAGGCGACCCGCGUUCCUGAGAGCUGCAAGGACACCGGAGCAGCGCCGCGGGACGGUGUCGGCUUCAACCAGACUCAAGGAUGCGGAAGGGUCAUCCAGCCUUCCUAGGAGUGACCAGUCGGCCGGAGAGGGCCAUAAGAUGAGGCGGUCCAGGAGCACUGAUGAUAUCUUGAAGGACGGUGACUGGACAAUGCCUGAAGAAGCAGAAAGUCUUCAAGACCUUCUAGCCAGGGCCCACAUCUCACCAACUGACCACCAUUCCACAAAAGAUCCCAGGAGCAAUUACCUAGUCCCACCAUCCGCCAGACGCAAACUACCAUCACCAGAUGCGCACCAGAUAACUACGAGUACCCCUCCCCCAUCAUCUCACACCCGUCCGCACUCCCUCAACCAGACCCCGCCCUCGUCUGGUUACCACGGCGAGGCAGCAUACCUUGACAUGUCACAGAACUCGCUGGAGAGGAAGAAGAAGAAUGAACAGGAGAAAGCCGCUUCCAACUGGAUAAAACCGGUUCAAACUAGCUCAGAACAUUCAUCCUCUUCUUCCUCAUCAGCCAUUACUACAAAACCGGUUUCAUCCAAGGGGAACAGGUUGUCUUAUCCACCUAUAUCCAGUUCAAACCAGACCAAAGCAGUUCCAUCCAGCAUGGCAGCACCACAUAUUUUGUCCAAAUAUGUUUAUGAUCCUAAUGAUGAUGAAGUAGAUUUAUGAUAUAUAGAUAUUGUUAAGAUGAUCAAUGGCAAGAUGUAUUUUGAAAAUGGAGCUGUCAUUCGAAAUGGACAAAUUUUUGUGUUAAAUUAAAACGUUUCGUCUGUUUCUAUUAAUUUUGUGUAUUAUUGUAUGAAAACAUAUUGUAUGACCAAGUACAAUACUUGUAGGUACCCUCAUGUAUUUGUCUCCCCCAACCUCAUUUCAUUUGAUACUGGUGUCAAGAGGAUUUAUAGAGGAAUUGAAUAUACUUUAUAUUUCCCCUGAAAUCAAAGCUGUAUGUUUUUUAGAAUUACAGAGAAGAUUCACCAGAUUUAUUUCAUGGAAAGAAACAUUCCUGCGGUGUAUUUUCUUCUUACUGUCCUACGCCUUAAUGGAGAGGGAACAUCUUAAAUGUAGAUCGACAACUCCAAAGUAUCUCAGUCGAUGAAUUUGAAUCUCAUUUAUCAAGUAAAUAUAAUCAGUGUGGAAUUGGAGCAUCCUAUGGCUCAAUAAUUUGUUUCUCCUUUCAUUUUUUUCUCUGCCUAUCUUUCUUUUUAUAGAGCCCUAUUUUGUUUCUUGUCGUGACAUUGCAUUUCACAGUAUUUUUUCUUUGGGUAAUAUGCCAUCCCGAAAGCGAAAGGUAGAAUUAAAAAAGAAAUCUUCUAUUUCGUAGGUCAAGGUCAAGGCCUUUUCUAUAUUUCUCAUGUACCCCAGAUAUUCUCUUUUUAUAUUCCUACCUCAAAGUGAUACUAAUAAUUUGUUACAAUAAAAUAAAAGCUGAUGAAGCCAGUGGGUUACAAACUAUUCAUGAUCAAGUUCAUCUGAGAGAGCAUGCAAAAAGGUAUAUUUUAUGAUCAUUUUUUGUGUGGUAAAUUUCAUACUGAAGAUGCUUCCCGUCUUUGAAAUCCUCCCAUCUUUGAAAUCCAAUAAUCUUUGAGAAUUAUCCAAUGCAUUUGCAAAAAGAAUUAAUGUAUGUGUUUUGUCUUGUUCUCCUGCAAUGUUGUAAUCCUGAAUGGAAGAAAGAAUGGUUUGUAUUGUAAGAUUGUGAUUAAAUACAGUUAAUCCAAGAGAAAUUGAAGCUAAAGGAUUUAUGUACCAACAUUUGUUGGAUUAAGAUGAAAAUGUCACUUAAAGGAGAAGUCUACCCACAAUCUCUGUAUAAAACUUUCCUAUUAUCCCUAUGUCAGUUUUACAUUGUUGGUACUUUGCCUUCUAAAUUUGAAGAAAAAAAUGAUGAUACACAUCUUGACGAGAAGACAUAUUGAUGAAAAAUGAAACAGUAACAUUUCUUGCAUAUGUUUGAUGAAAGAUAUGAAAUUACUCAUCAUGAAUAAGAUGAUUCAUUCCGUUCAGCACACAUACUCUAUAUUGUCUCAUUUGACAAGGGAUAUACAAACAAAAUAGCUAUUUACUAUUGCCUCUGCACCAUACCAAAAAAAAAACGCUGGUGUAUCUUCUAGUGUGACAAAAGACAGUAAAGCUAGAUUGCUUUAAAGAAUGAUUCAUAUUGUCUGUUUCGAGCCAGGAGGGUGUUAACUCAUAUACUUUACACACAGUCAGCCCCCUGGCUCCAAACAGACGCUGUGUUGUAUCACUAUUCUCAUCAUAUAUUUUCUUCUGCUACGAGUAUGAGCACAUUGUGCUACAGCUAUUUGUUUACAUGUCAUUUUGGCCUAAAUGUGUAUUUAUUAACUGCCAUCUUUUUAAUCUUGUGUUAUAUUCUUCCAAACCGACUGUCUCAGCAACUACCAUAUACCUUUGAAAAACUUGUCGCAUCUGCUACUAAACAUUUAUGGAAGACUUUUAUUGAUUAUUGUGUAUUAUGUUUGUAAAUAACUACAAAUAUAAACAGAAAUGUACAUUUUUUUAUAUAUUUGAUAAAAUUGAGUAGUGUUCAUUGUAGAGUGACAUGAACAGAUAGUAGAUACAUUACAAGACUUGCAUGGUUGCAUUAUACUCUGUUUCUUUACUAAUAUUCCUCUUUUUUAGUAGAUUGUUUACUCCAUGUUUCAAAAGAUGUGCUCAUGCUACGUAUUUAUGACAAAAUUGCUUUGAAUGAAGCAAAUUCUCAUUGCGAGUGUAUAUUUUUUCUAAUUCUGUAUUCAACUUUUAUUUGAUGACCAAUAAUUAUGCAAACAAACAUACUGCUGGUAUAUUCCUUGUAUUAUGCGAUGAGAAUUUCUUUCUUCUUUUUUUUCUUCGAGAAUGUAUCAUCCUCGUGAAUGGUGUAUAAUUCAGGUUGAUCUCUUGUCAGCAUCAUGAUGAAAUGCAUGUUACAAAAGUGAACCCAGAUGUGAAUUAUGAAAGUGACUGGUAAAUAUUAAAAGUCAUGACGCAGAUUUAUAUAAAAAGAAA